CGUCGUUAUCUACACCGUCUACUUUAGCCCAGCCGUAAUAGACUCCGGUAUUGGAUGCUGCGUCUAAUAAUUUGAAGCUCUCGCAAUAACUUUCUUCAGGUAAGUUGGCUGUCGGAAUACCGAGUUCUUUGCUACCUCUUCCGAAACCUUUUUGUACUAAACCCUGCAUUUUAAGCGGAAAUGGCGCUGCUAUCGGCUCUGGUCCAACGAUUAAUGGUCUCGUUCCCUCCGGCAUCUUGAUUGUUAGCUAUCAACAAGUCAGGUAGAAAAUAUGAAGGAAAUAAUAGAGAAUUUAUAUUUAUCUGAUAUUCUCUUAUCAGGGAAUGGCCAUAGUAUUCUAAAAGAUCUAAAUAUAGAAAGGAUUGUUGCUGCUUUCAAAGGUGAUUUACCAGGAUAUUCCUCGAAUAUAGAGGUUUACCAAGUGGCUGUCGAUGACGACGACGAGGAAGACAUCUUAGAACACAUUCCAAACGUUAUAAAUUGGAUCGAUGAGGGUUUACAGCAAAGUAUUCCAACUUUAGUCCUUUGUCAGGCUGGUGUAAGUCGCUCAGCGGCCAUAGUAACUGCAUAUCUUAUGCGCAAGAAAACCUUAUCAGUGGAAGACGCACUCAGCUAUCUGCAAUCGGUCAGUCCAUCUGCUGAUCCAAAUCAGAAUUUCAGACAUCAGUUGAAGAUUUUCGAGUUGGCUGGAUAUUCUACUUCAACUGAGAACCCACUCGUACGACGUUAUAAACUGCUUCGUAAAGCUCGUACGAUUUCUGGAUAUCAACAGGAUGAUGAUGGUAGUAGUCUCCUGCAGCUAUAUCAACAAAGGCGGAGUAUAAGCAAAUCAACGGCGAUAAGGUGUAAACAAUGCAGGAUGAAACUCGCUGGAUAUGAGGAUAUCGUUAUGUAUAUCCCUUCAUCGCCUUUCUAUGUUGAAGCUCUUGAAUGGAUGGACCUGAUUGGAGGAGAAGUAUCUGGAAAGCUAUAUUGCCCUAAUUCUAAAUGUAAAAGCAAAGUGGGCACAUAUGAUUGGACAGGUGUCAAGGAUGGUCAUUUAAAUCAAUAUGUCACGCCAGCAAUAAUGUUACAUCAGAAUAAAAGCGAAGUAUACCAAAUUGGUGUUGCUGCUAAUAACCCAUUGUCAUUACUUCGAGGAAUAAAUUAAUUUU
Molecule: messenger RNA, 1154 nt
Organism: Wallemia mellicola CBS 633.66
Lineage: Eukaryota; Fungi; Basidiomycota; Wallemiomycetes; Wallemiales; Wallemiaceae
Product: phosphatases II
Exons: 6
Coding region: 272-1150 (292 amino acids)
Biological process (GO): protein dephosphorylation
Molecular function (GO): protein tyrosine/serine/threonine phosphatase activity
Source: RefSeq, a predicted model, not a curated record